This is a messenger RNA of Branchiostoma floridae (Florida lancelet), 885 nucleotides long. Its product is annotated as cell division control protein 42 homolog. The transcript is spliced from 4 exons. The record is from RefSeq and is a predicted model, not a curated record. Gene Ontology annotation, biological process: small GTPase-mediated signal transduction. The coding region runs from base 135 to 740 and encodes 201 amino acids. NCBI's taxonomy places the organism in Eukaryota, Metazoa, Chordata, Leptocardii, Amphioxiformes, Branchiostomatidae. Gene Ontology annotation, molecular function: GTP binding; GTPase activity.
CUGGCGCGUAGUUUUCGUACAAGCAGAUGAAUUAGAGAAGGUACGCAUCUAUCUAUUUAGCUGUGCGUAGCGUAUAUAAUACUUAAUCUUGGAUUUGUAUUAACGUUAACUAUUUAUUGGACUGGAGUGUUGCUAUGGGAAGUAUGGCUAACAUAGAGACGCUGAAGUGUGUGGUAGUGGGGGACGGGGCGGUGGGGAAGACGUGCCUACUGAUGUGCUACGCUACCGGACAGUUUCCGACUGUCUACGUCCCCACAGUCUUCGACAACUACGCAGUGAACAUAGUGGUGGGUGGCACGCCGUACAACCUGGGACUGUUCGACACGGCUGGACAGGAAGAUUAUGACCGUUUACGGCCGUUGGCGUACCCGAUGACGUCAGUGUUUUUGGUGUGUUUCUCGGUGGUGAACCCGACAUCCUUUGCGAACGUGCGGGAGAAAUGGAUCCCCGAGUUACGUCACUACCAACCGGACACGCCCAUUGUCCUAGUGGGAACUCAGAUUGACCGACGCGACGACCCGCGGACUUUGGAGGAACUGCAGCAGACCGGACAGCGCCCAGUCACCGCUGCGCAGGGGCAGAAGCUGGCGAAGGAGACAGGCGCGGAGUCUUACGCGGAGUGCUCCGCUCUCACUCAGCUGGGCAUCAAGAACGUCUUUGACGAGGCCAUCAUAGCAACCUUAUUUGCUCCUAAGAAGAAGAAAAGGAGCAGGCGUCGCAGGAAAUGCACCAUUUUCUAGGAUAUGUCAACAUUCUCGAAGAAAUGUGGUUAGACAUGUAUAUAUCAAUCGAUUCUAAACUGGACAUAUCCUUGCACGCGUUUUUUGUUGUCCUUGUUUUUUAUGUGAAAAAACAACACUUUACAGGGUUCUCCCCAGAAUUUUU